This is a messenger RNA of Funneliformis caledonium, 162 nucleotides long. The record is from the annotation of a GenBank genome assembly. Lineage: Eukaryota; Fungi; Glomeromycota; Glomeromycetes; Glomerales; Glomeraceae.
AUGGAUUACUUUGAAAUUAUUAGGAUUGCUAUUAAUAUUGAAAUUACAAGACUAAAGAAGAUACUGAAAAAUGUUCCAACCUAUAGUCUAAUUGUUCCUACUGGUGUUUCUACAUCUGAUAUACUUCCAUCAACUGAAAAUUUUAUGAAAGAAUUGUGCUAA